This is a messenger RNA of Poecilia latipinna (sailfin molly), 2596 nucleotides long. RefSeq names its product AT-rich interactive domain 5A (gene arid5a). Bases 351 to 2123 code for a protein of 590 amino acids. The record is from RefSeq and is a predicted model, not a curated record. Lineage: Eukaryota; Metazoa; Chordata; Actinopteri; Cyprinodontiformes; Poeciliidae. The transcript is spliced from 7 exons. Gene Ontology annotation, molecular function: transcription cis-regulatory region binding. Gene Ontology annotation, biological process: regulation of transcription by RNA polymerase II. Gene Ontology annotation, cellular component: nucleus.
AAGCUGAAAAGACACAAUUGCUGUUCUUCCAUUAAUAGUUCAAAUCUGACACUAAUCUGUUGUUUAGUAAUGUAACACAGCAGCUUUUUUUUUUUUUUGUCAAUCUGAAUAUCAGACGAUGACACGCAUGGUGAGAACUAAUACUGUGAGACUUGGCAUGAAAAAAAAAAAAGAAAAAAGAAAAAAACUCGGUUUCCCAGCCUCAUUCGCUGUCAUGGCAUCAUCAGUCAACCAAUGAAACUGUCCCGCAGAGACAUCUUCCUAUUUGGUGGUGUGAAGUUGAAGAGGCUGUCGCAUGAAUUACUGUCACAAAACACAGCGAGUCACAGAGUUGAGGACGGCUGCUGGAAAUGGCUGAAGAGGACCAGAGCGAGGCAUCACAACAAACAGCUGGGAGCGAUGAAGACAAGGCGAGAGCGAAACAGGCUUCUCCCUGCAUUAUCGAAAUUCACGACUCUACGACUGAAUGCGAGGAAGAAACGGGGCCCAGUAAGGUGCCAAUGGAGGAGAAAGCAUUUGUAGCAAGUUUGCACUGUUUUAUGAAAGAAAAGGGCACACCCAUAGAAAGGAUUCCCCAUCUUGGCUUUAAACAGAUUGAUCUCUGGAUGAUCUACAAAGCUGUUGAGAAACUCGGGGGAUAUGAAUCAGUGACAACUGGACGCCUUUGGAAGAAAGUCUACGACGAGCUUGGAGGAAGCCCAGGUAGCACCAGCGCUGCUACCUGCACUCGGAGACACUAUGAGAGGUUGGUGCUGCCGUUUGAGAGGCACAUAAAAGGGGAGGACGACAAACCUCUACCUCCAAGCAAACCGCGGAAGCCAUACAAGAGGAAUCAGGAGGGCAAAGUGAACAAGAUUGACGGAAAGAGGAAGAGGAGUCAUUCUGAGAGAGAAAUGGAUUCCGAGUUACCCCAAAGAAGCCAAGAUGUGGUCUGCCAAAGUGAAUCAAUGAUGAGUCCUCAUUUCGCCCUCUGGCCUCCCAGCUCUGACAGACGCCACCCGGAGCGACCUCAACCGAGCAGAACCGCUGGAGAUUUCUGCCCCCCUGUAAACGGCCACGUCCUGCAGGCUCCCAACAACUGGAUUCCUCAUCUUCCCUCUGUUACUGGAGAGGUCAUCUCUCCUCUGGAGAAGAAGAAGCGAAUGGCUCAGGCCAGCCUCAGUGUGCCGCUGAGCUCCCAGAGAGAGGACAAGGAGAGGCCUUCAGUCAUCCACUGCUCCCAGUCUCCAGCCAGGGCUUCUUCCAGCAGAAACUGCAAUUCCUCUGAAGGCUCUCCAUUGCCCUUAUCCUCCUCCUCUUCGCGCAGUCCUUCCCCCCUUUCCGUUUCCUCAGAAGAAUCUCCAGCAGGCAGUGGGGACAAACCCAGACCCAGCUCAACGUCGGCCGAGAACUGUUCGAUCGCAGCCAAAGUGCAAGAGGACAACAAACCCGUGAGCUGCGAUCAGCCGGCUACAAACACGUCGGCACAGAAGAAAGACGCGCCUCUCGUCAGCUCCCAAACGCUGACUACUGACUCUGUAAAAAGCCAAAGAAAAGACUCAGCCUGGAACCCUUACCACAAAGUUCACGGCAAAUAUUUCGCAAACCCUUUCCACUCACCGCCUUCCUUCUCGCAUUCUACCUCCAGCUUCACCAAAGUCACUCCCAAAUCCGUGCAGCUGCUGCGGCCUUCUCCCAUUCGGCCAGGUUACAAACUUCUCCACAGCAGGCUGCUCCAGACGGACAACUCUCUGCCUUUCACCAAGAAGCUGGGCGGCGUGACCCCGUGGUCUUACCCGACAGAGAAGAGGGACAGGUCAAGGACGGUGCAGCAGAAAGUUCCUCCCAGUCAGCAGGGAUUGUCUCAGUCCGCCACUGCCCUGCCGGCGUCGUGCGUCCUGUCCAGUUACGACAAAUCGGCGAGAGACUCCCGGCACCAUCAGCCAUUAUACCCGGCGCUCCUUCCCCACAGAAUGAGACUCCCUCCCUCCCAGCUAAUGUACCACUCUAUGCCAGUCGGUCCGAGUCACUCGGCUCUCAUCGGUCCGGCCGUUUACCCGUACCCUUACGCCAUUCCUCUGCUAAGUCCACAAGUCGGAUACCCGCUACCUGCCAUGAGUUCGGUUUAUCCUCACAAGCUUUGAGGAGGACAAUUGAACAUGUUAGAGUAUCUUUCAAACUAGAAGAGAGAAAAUCAGGGAGGUAUUAUGAGUCAAACAAAACCACUAGAAAUGCAACAAUUAUCCACAGCUGCUAAGACCAAGGCCACUUGAAUCUGUAUCGUGUAAAUGUGAAACUGCGUUAUUUUCAUCCUGUCUUUGUGUUCCCCCACAAAGUUCUACUUUAUUAUACAUUAAAAUAAAAGUCAUAUUUUUUCAGCCAAUUCACACAUCCGGAAAAGUUUAGUAUUUAAAGGGGUUAGUUUAUCCACAGCAUCAGCCUUACCUCAUUAACGUUUGAUUGCACUGUUUCAGUUCUUGUUCUUAAAUAAAAAUAAAAUAAAAAAAAGCAACUCUGCUGUUGUUUUUAGUACUGUAAAGUCAGAACAGUAAACAAUGUGGUCGCUCUUUUUGUUUUUUUGUACCUUUUAUCAGUGUUAAAUAUCUUGUAAAAAAAA